Molecule: messenger RNA, 6746 nt
Organism: Cololabis saira (Pacific saury)
Lineage: Eukaryota; Metazoa; Chordata; Actinopteri; Beloniformes; Belonidae
Product: ubiquitin carboxyl-terminal hydrolase 15-like
Exons: 16
Coding region: 1886-4441 (851 amino acids)
Biological process (GO): protein deubiquitination
Molecular function (GO): cysteine-type deubiquitinase activity
Source: RefSeq, a predicted model, not a curated record
GCAACUCGUCAUUAAUCAUGAAACCAAAUUGAUGCCCAGUUUUCUUUUCCUAUGAGCUCAAAUGUCAGAAUUACCUGAAAUGCCACAUACGUCCUCUUACUUUCCGUUCAUUGAACGUCUCAUUCUGGUCCACAUUUGAUAUUUGAUGGGAACUUUAAAGGCUCAGUUGGCCGAGGGUGAGACAGCACUGCGCAGCUGAGGGUGACGCUUUCUGCCUUUUGCUCUUGUGUGAUUUAUUGCAUGAUUGUGUGUUUGCCUGUGAGAGCGAGCGUGUUAGAUACCUGCCUGAUUGUUUGCUUAGUAUGCAGAAAUAAAAGCUGCAAGAAAAAGAAAAAAUCAAUAUCAAUGUGGAGGAAAGGUGUGGAAGCGAACUUGACCUAUUUUUCGUACACUUUGUACUUAGAUUACAGGUAUACGUAGUCAUGUAAUCUCUGCUGUGUGUGUUUCCGGCAGUGUUGUUUAAUCUGCGUGCUGUUGGAGGUGGUGAAAUGCACAAGCAGGGUGACUUUGGGAAACUGGAUCUCCACUCUCAGCAGCUCGUCUAUCCCUGAUUCACUGUCGUAGCAACGCUGUCGCCUGCUCUUAAUUAUGCAUGCAAUCUCUUUCUUUCCUUUUCAUUUGGAACCCUCACCAUAUGAAGCGGUUCCACGUUGCGUAGCGCGCGUCUUUGAUUCUGCGGCUUCGGGCCGCGUGGGUUCAUCCUCCGUAACAGAAUUAAGUGUCACCGUUUUAAGAGGAGCCGUCCCGCGAUUCUGGCAGGCACUCCGUCUCCUGCUCCUCUCUCUCUCUCUGUCUCUCUCUUCCUGGCUUAGCGUCUUUACCUCUCCUCUCCCAUGAGCUCAUUGUGAUGCACACCUUCUGCGGUGUAAAUGACCUUCAGAAUUGACCUUCAGAGAACAUUUCAUCUGCCGUCUCUGCUCAUCACCUGUUUGAACACGCUGUUCCCUCACAGAGCUCGGCCCACCCCCCCUUUUGCUUUUAGGUUUAUUUAUUCAUUUAGUGUUUUAUUUUACAGAAGUCUGUGACAGAUUCAAGAGCAGGAAAGAGGGAGGGAUUUGCCAUGGGGGGGCUAGUAAAAGUAAAAGUGUCGCAGGAUGCAAUUUUUCCACCAAAAGUGGUUAUAAACGAGUUUGAAUUAGCGUUGACUUCAGGAAGAAGAUAUGAGGGUGUUUGCCUGUGCAGGAAAAGGUGAUAAAUAAUUUAUUGGAUGAGAUGAGUGUUGGAGACGGAGAGAGAGAGAGCAUGUCAGGCCGGUGAAUACUGCAGCCUCAGCUGGAUGCGGAGGAUCAGCUGCUCCCUCCAUCCCCAUCUCAUUUCUCUUCUGUCAGCCCCCCCACCUCUCCCAUGCUGCUCACCCCUCCUCCCUGCUCUCUCUGCCUCUCCCUCCUCCUCCUCCUCUUCUCUGUGCACCUCCAGCUUCAGUAGCAGCAGUCUUGAGCAUCUUUGCUGCUGCUAUAAAUAUCUGUGGGCAGCCAUAGCGCGGUAGAGAGCAGCAGGCAGGCCGGAGGGAGGAGCACAGGACAGGACAGAGCGAGGGGGACCUGAGGCAGACGGGACAGCGAGAUGACGGGCGGUCGAGCCCCAAAGAGAAGAAGGGGAGAGAAAGGGAGAGGUGGAGCUGCAGGAAUGUGCGCUUUAUUAUGCAUUCAUGGCUUGUUAGACUUGGCUGGAUCUGGGAAUCCGAUUCGGGCCUAAACUUCAUCUGGACUAUAUUCAGGCAGCUGCGCUAGGACUGAGCCGAGUUAGCGCGAGCGUUCAACGUCGGAGGCUGGGAACGGACUUUAACCGUGCCGGACGCAAAACCCAACUCCAAGCAGGCUGCCGGGUUUGUUGGUGUUCAUGUGGACAUGCGGGCCGGUGCGGGCCGGGGCGGGGCUGAGAUGUCAUGCUCCUGUGUUGCUGGUGGUGCCUGAGGCCCGAGGCGGUGGAGCUGGAAAGCAGGAGGGUGGACCACCGCGUGCUGAGCUGUGAAGUCCCCGCCUCCACCACCAUCUCAGCAGUGUCCUUUGACCAGUGGGAGCCCGAGACGGCCAGCGCGGCCCUGCCGACCUCCCAGAGUGUGAAGAAUUCAAGCUACAGUUUGCCAUCCUACCACCCCUACAGCAACAGCUAUAACUACCCAGACCAGAGCAGACCGAGUGAGCGCUCAGGCCUCUGUGGACUAUCCAACCUGGGCAACACCUGUUUCAUGAACUCUGCUGUGCAGUGUUUAAGCAAUAUCCCUCCCCUGACGGAGUACUUCCUCAAAGACAAAUACACAGAGGAGCUGAACGAGGACAACCCCCUGGGGAUGAAAGGGGAGAUCGCCAGAGCCUGGGCAGAACUGGGCAAGCAGCUGUGGUCGGGGAAAUACAGCUACGUCACCCCAAGACCUUUCAAGACCCAAGUGGGCCGCUUUGCACCUCAGUUCUCCGGCUACCAGCAGCAGGACUCCCAUGAGCUUCUAGCCUUCCUCCUCGACGGCCUUCACGAGGACUUGAACCGCAUCAGGAAGAAGCCCUACAUCCAGCUCAAAGACGCAAACGGGCGGCCCGACAAGGUCGUAGCGGAGGAGGCGUGGGAGAACCACAUCAAGAGGAACGAUUCCAUCAUCGUGGACAUUUUCCACGGCCUUUUCAAGUCCACACUAGUGUGUCCCGUCUGCUCAAAGGUCUCCGUGACCUUUGAUCCUUUCUGCUACUUGACGCUGCCACUGCCCAUGAAGAAGGAGCGGACACUGGAGGUCUAUUUGGUCAGACUGGACCCUCUGGCUAAACCCACACAGUACAAACUGACGGUGCCAAAGGUGGGCUACAUCUCUGACCUUUGUACUUCCCUCUCCAUCCUGUCUGAGGUGCCUGCUGAGAAGAUGAUUGUAACUGACAUCUACAACCACCGUUUCCACCGGAUCUUUGCCACAAACGAGAACCUGAGCAGCAUCAUGGAGCGAGAUGAUAUUUAUGUCUUUGAGGUGGCGGUGAACCGAGUCGAGGACACGGAUCACGUAGUAAUCCCGGUCCACUUGAGGGAAAAGUACAAGCAGUCGGGGUACAACCACACGAGCACGCCGCUGUUCGGUCAGCCCUUCCUCAUCGCCGUCCCCAGAACCCUGAGUGAAGACAAACUCUACAACAUGCUGCUUCUGCGCCUCUGCCGGUUUGUGCAAUCUUCUGUAGAGGAAGACGAGGACGACUCUGAAGAAACGCAACCAACUAAACCACACACUGUUAACGGAAAUGCCACUAACGGACUGCUGGAGGAAGGUUCGCCAAGUGAGAUGGAGACGGACGAGCAGGACGACGAGUCCAGCCAGGACCAGGAGCUGCCGUCCGAGAACGAAAACAGCCAGUCCGAGGAUUCGGUGGGCGGCGACAACGAACUGGAGAACGGCGUGGGCGGCCCGCAGGCCCCCGCCAAAGCACAGCAAACCCCGGGGCACAACAGGAAGAGAUUUUUUACAUUCCAGUUCAAUAACAUGGGCAAAACAGACUUCUCGCUCAUCAAGGAGGACAGCCGGCAGAUCCGCUUCGACGAAGGACACCUCAGACUGAGCGACCGCUCGUAUCUGUCGUUGGACUGGGAACCGGAGUUCAAAAAGAAGUAUUUCGACGAGACUGCUGUCGAGGACUUUGACAAGCACGAGAGCAUGGAGUACAAGCCUCAGAAGAAAGCGUUCUUCAAGCUGAACGACUGCAUCGAGCUGUUCACGACAAAAGAGAAGCUGGGAGCUGAGGAUCCCUGGUACUGUCCGAACUGCAAGCAGCACCAGCAGGCCACCAAGAAGCUGGAUUUGUGGUGUCUGCCUCCGGUGCUCGUGGUCCAUCUCAAACGCUUCUCCUACAGCCGCUACAUGAGGGAUAAACUGGACUCACUCGUCGACUUCCCGCUCAGCGAUCUGGACAUGUCGGAGUUCCUGAUCGAUCCCAACGCCGGGCCCUGCCGCUACGACCUCAUUGCCGUGUCCAACCACUACGGCGGGAUGGGAGGCGGCCACUAUACCGCUUAUGCUAAGAACAAAGACGAUGGAAAGUGGUACAACUAUGAUGACAGCAGCGUGUCUCCUGUCAGCGAGGACCAAAUAGUGUCCAAAGCAGGGUACGUGUUGUUCUACCAGCGCCAGGACACGGUGAAAGGCACCGGCUACUUUGCCCUCGACCGUGAGGAGGAAGAAGGGGAGGACGAAGAGGAGGAAGAGGAAGGGGAGGACGAGGAAAAAGAGGCUAGCGAGCUGCAGGAGAGAAAGCCGGCUUCAGCCACUCAGGGGGCGUCGUCCGCAGCCGGCGCCGAGGGGGAUCUCAACGAGAACAGACGCAGGAAGAACGACAACGACAACCAGCAGGAUGAAGAGGAGGAGGAGGAGGAGGUGGAGGACGACGAAGAAGAGGAGGAGGAGGAGGGGGAGGAAGAGGAAGAGGAGGGGGAGCGCGCGCCCAGCCGGGAUGUAACCAUGAAAACCAACUGAGGUGAACUGGGACAGGAAUCAACGGAGAGAGCUUAUGGGAUCUUUCCAUCCAAAGCCAUAUGGACACACAGCAUGGCAGCGGGCGCCACCGGUCCCACCCAGCAGCUCGGACUCCGCCGCUCCGCGGCCGAGCCACUGCAGGGAUGACGGCUGUUAGUGAGGAAGCUGCCGGGGUACGCAACUCUGAGAAACCUGGGCCUCGUCCGUGGGUGGAUGACUGUGGGUUUGUGUGUCGCCACAUUCAUUUGUUUAGCAUUUGCUCGUCGGCUCUGAAGUCGCCGAACGGCGCCUGGGAUUGAUUUUUGCAGCUUGGACGUCUCCUUUUGCUUUUUUUUUUUUUUUAUAUAUCUCUAUUUUUCCAGCGGUGCAUUGUUGGCAUAUCAUUUUAGUAUUAUUUAGGCUCUGUACAUAUUUUAAACACUGAAUUUUGUUGAGUUUUUCAUGCUGCGCUGAAACAUUUUUGAAGUUGCACAAUCACCAACCAUCCACAUUUUUUUUUUAAUGUAUUAAUGCCAGACAAACUGCAAUCGUUCAACGACUUUGCCGCUCGGAGGGUUUUCUCGGACGAAGAGCUUCGGGAGCUGCCUUUACCAAGUCAGCUGCUGGACGCGUCUACAAUCUAAACCGCUCGUAGUUGUGUGGUUUAAAACCGUGUCAAAGCCAAACUCAAAGCUUUGUAUCGCUGCUGCUGUGACCUUUGAACUUUGGACAGUUAUCAGUGUCCUGGCAUGAGCCUUAGUUGUUUAAGGCGCUGUCUUUGCUGUCUUUCUUUGGUCCUUUUUGUUCAAAAUUUGGCUUUUUGAAUGAAAAAAUCAAAGCAGGGUUAUCUUCAUCCUGCUAACUUAGCAGCUCAGCCAACCUCCUCCUAUUUUUUUCAUAUUUUAGCUGCAUAGAUGAAUUUGAAUAAAGCUGUUUUAGGCCCAAGCGCACCGUCUUAAUCAACCUAACAUAUUGUGCAUUAAAUGCCGUGAAUAAUAGUUAAAAAAUCUACCUGUCAGACUUGGAGACGCUCCUCCACCGACCUUCUUUUCAACCCUCCCCCAGUAUGUGGUAUGUAAAGCUUUACCGUGGCUCUGCACUCUCUUUCUCUUCACAUCCGAGGCGCUGUGAGAUGAGGAACAUCGGUGAUUUCGCUGACAUCAGAUGCAUCGUCUCUUGUUUGGGUCACCUCGGCCUUAACUCCAAAUCUCGCACCAGCCGCCUUUUUCUUUGCACGUCACUUUCACUUCACGCUCCCACGAACCCCCGACACCAACAUGCUUUGUGUCCGAAUGUCCGUCGCAUCUGCUUGCUGUGUCACAGCCAAAUCACCUUAGUCUUUCUUCUUCUCUUUUUUUUUAAAAUCCACAAGAGGGCCAGAAUGUAUGCUGAAUGGAUUGAACACAGACCACAUGUACACGACCGAUGCCUUUUCAUUUUCGUUCCUCCCUCUCAUUGGUUCGGUUGAAUGUGAUGACCUUUCAUGUCGGCUGUAUCAGAUUCAUGGGAAAAUGCUUCUUUGUGAUCUUGGAGGGCGUGACGGGCGUGGGUCGGUAUGGGGGGGUGGGGGGGUGAACUGAAAAACGGUGGGGUGAGUCUUCCUUAAAGGCCUUUUCAGCUUUUGGGAUCAUGAUGCAGUGAGAAGAUUUUGCGGCAGGUCGUCGCAGGAUCUUCCUCUACCGGUGUAUAACUCACGAUAAACUCUAUUCUCCAUGGUGGAGUGUUUUAUGUUUUCUUUUUUUCUAUCUGUUCGCUCCAUUGUAAACAGCACUAGCGUACCUGUCGUUGCCUCAGAAUAUUAGACUUGUACCAAGCCUUUAUGAGCCUCUCUGUGCUUUGACGUCAGCAGGCUUCAUCAGCUCAGCGCUGCCUUGCUUUUAGGGCGACUCACCCCAUCCUGUCUGAGGGAGAUGUGAUUGCUACUAUAUGCUUAUACAAUAUUGUACAGAAGAGUUCACUCUGUGAGUGCACAUUUGAUAAAGUUUAUUUAUUUAUAUGUAAGCAUUUAAUAAUUAAAAAAAACAAAACAUCGAACGACUAUAUUUAAAACCUUGGCAAGGCCUGAGAAGUCACGAGUACACACAAACACAUUAGUUUGACAAUUCUUGUCAGGGAGGGAAUAUUUUUUAAAAUAAAAGGAUGAUUUUUUUUUUUUUUGUAAAAAAUGAAUAAAUAAAUAAAAAGAAUCUAGACAUCCUUGCAUGAUGAUGUGUUGGGGAUUUUGAGGUUUGGCUGCACUUGAGUUCACUUGGGUUUACAUUUGAAAUGUGCAUGUGUAUUUAUACACAAUCUUCAAUAAAGUUGUGUAAAGCUUCCUGGGAAUCCA